GGGAAAAUCAAUCCUGGUCAAUAUUGUCCUUGAAAGCCUUGGGUUCUUGAAAGCGUCCUCCAACUGGUGGUUCCUUCUCUUCCAGUUCCUUCCAAUUCCAGGACUUAGGAUGUCUUCAUUGGUCAGGCAUUAUUUGGGACAGCAUGGAAGACCUUCACUAGCCAAAGGCUAUGCCGGACUGCUCAGCCAGUGUCAGUGGAGUUUGAAAGGUUGCCCUCACUGAAAUGAAUGGCUAGAUGACAGGCAUCAUCGUGGGCAGCAGUAAGCCAUCGAAACCUUUUCUGCCAACUUCUCAUUCUCCCCAAGAGGGCUACUUACAGGAGGGUGAAGACAGGCUAAGCAAUACUGAAGAAUUAUGGGGGAAUGUGGCUGAUUAUUCAACAAGGAGUGAAGACAACCAUGAACAAUGCCGGUACUUUCAGCUAGAUCUUGCCAGCAGCAGGACACUGAAGAAGAGCUUUUCCAGCACUGCUAUCAAGUGCUUCAGAAAGCAUGGGAUCGUGAGAAGCCUUCAGAUUGUGUUAUUGUCUCUAUGGACAAAGACCAGAGGACUGGUCAACCUCAAAGGUCUGCGUCCCCCUCCCCUGCUUCAGCCACGCCCCUCCAAGAGGCCUGCUCCUCUGGCAUGCCCUCCUGCUGUGCCUAGCAAAAGGCCACUCCUUGGUAAGAAGCCAAGCCUGUUAGCCCCACUGCCAGUCCGUGCCACACCAACGGGCAGUUCGACCUACAUCGUUGUGGAACUGAGGAAUGCACUGUGGAGCCUGAAGAACGAGGUAGCUGUGGCCCAGAUGGCUGCUUCGCCUCCCCUGAGGACUGAGGCCCCCGCAUGGAUGCACCACUGGUGUCUAGGUUGUUGGCGUAGUUGUGACUUUCUCUGA
Messenger RNA from Nannospalax galili (Upper Galilee mountains blind mole rat), 878 nucleotides. RefSeq lists its product as uncharacterized. The transcript is spliced from 8 exons. The record is from RefSeq and is a predicted model, not a curated record. NCBI's taxonomy places the organism in Eukaryota, Metazoa, Chordata, Mammalia, Rodentia, Spalacidae. The coding region runs from base 237 to 878 and encodes 213 amino acids.